ACGGCCACUUGGGGCUUAUCCCUUAUAGACGUGAUUCGACUUGCCUCGGGUGAAUCCUGAUUCUAUCGAAGAUAUACACGCGCCUAAUCCCGAGGCCUAUGGCGUCUUCACCGGAUUAUUCGAGUCUCUGAUUGAGGUCCCUGUAUUACGUUUUAGGACUGACGAUGUUCAUUUCGACUUGGAUUGGAAGCGAACCAGAAAAACUAAGUACAGGAAGCUUUAAUCUCGUUAAAGAAUGAACUCAAAGGGACCUAUUACACGCUCAGAACAUUAGACAAACAGAUCCGGCAACAAUUACUGGAUGAUCAUUUCCUGUUCGAGAAAGGUACAAGGAUAUUUUUUAACGAGGAGAAAACUUUCCUUGUCUGACGAAACUUGGAGGAUCACAUGCGUCUGAUAUCGAUGGAACGAGAUGGUAACCUCGCGGCGGUGUACGAGAGACUCGUUAAAGUGGUCCAAGAAAUCGAGAAGAAAUUGGAAUUCCUACGGUGCCGAAGACUCGGCUUCCUUACAUUUUGUUCUACGAAUCUUGGCACAGCCAUACCGGCCUUCGUGCUCGUUCACCUGCCAAAAUUCAGCGGGAUUUUAUCAACGAAGAGAUCGCGGUCUUCAGGCAAAAAUUUUGUCAAAAGGUAUCAUCCGGAUAAGGAUAAUUCUAGAAUAACAAAAGUUGUAUAGAAAGAUACAAA
Molecule: messenger RNA, 689 nt
Organism: Acromyrmex echinatior (Panamanian leafcutter ant)
Lineage: Eukaryota; Metazoa; Arthropoda; Insecta; Hymenoptera; Formicidae
Product: arginine kinase Lit v 2.0101
Biological process (GO): phosphocreatine biosynthetic process
Molecular function (GO): creatine kinase activity
Source: RefSeq, a predicted model, not a curated record